AUGGUGGAUAACCAGAGGACCCGGUGGCAGCACUGGACCGACACCACCUAUAUCAAGCCUUUGAACCACAUGAGGGCCGCUCACGAGCCCUACCUCCAGCCAGAGGAGCAAAUGCUCAUCAACCGCCGAGAUAUCACCAGCAGUAAGGAUGCCUGGGACACGCAGGAGUUCAUCACUUGCAUGUACGUCAAGAAGCUGCUCCGACACCCGGCCUUCCAGCUGCUGCUGGCCGUGCUGCUGGUGGUCAACGCCAUCACCAUCGCUCUCCGCACUAACUCCGUUCUUGGCCAGAAACACUAUGAGUUGUUCUCUACCAUAGAUGACAUUGUGCUGACUAUCCUUAUCUGUGAAGUUCUCCUCGGCUGGUUAAAUGGCUUCUGGAUUUUCUGGAAGGACGGCUGGAACAUCCUCAACUUCCUUAUCAUCUUUAUCUUGCUCGUGGGGUUCUUCGUUAAUGAACUCAGUGCCAUCUCUAUCACCUACACCCUCAGGGCACUUCGUCUGGUGCACGUGUGCAUGGCGGUGGAGCCCCUGGCCCGGAUCAUCCGUGUCAUCCUGCAGUCAGUGCCCGACAUGGCCAACAUCAUGGCCCUCAUCCUCUUCUUCAUGCUGGUGUUCUCAGUAUUUGGGGUCACUCUCUUUGGUGCGUUCGUGCCCAAGCAUUUCCAGAACAUGCAGGUUGCCCUGUAUACCCUCUUCGUCUGCAUCACCCAGGAUGGCUGGGUGGACAUCUACAGUGACUUUCAGAUGGAGACAAGGGAGUACGGAGUGGAGAUUGGGGGCGCCAUCUACUUUGCCAUCUUCAUCACCGUCGGUGCCUUCAUUGGCAUCAACCUGUUGGUCGUCGUGGUGACCACCAAUCUGGAGCAAAUGAUAAAGGCAGACGAACAGGAGCAACCGCAUCAAAUAGCCUUCAGUGAGACAGGCAACGAGGAGGGAAAUGGGAAUAACGAGCUGCCGCUGGUGCACUGUGUGGUCGCCCGUUUGGAGACAUCUGGCGUCCCCCAGGAGCCGUUUAUGGGGGGCCUCCCGACGAACCUCUCAGAAAACACAUUCGACAACUUUUGCUUGGUGCUCGAGGCAAUACAGGAGAACCUGAUGCAGUACACGGAGAUCCGAGAUGAGCUCAACACGAUAGUGGACGAAGUACGCUCCAUCCGCUUCAACCAGGAACAGGAGGAGGAGCUGAUGCACAGGCACUUGUCGUGGAGCCUGUCGAGUGUGAGCGGGUCCUCCAUAGCCAUCCGUGAGAUGACUUGCCAGCAAGACUUGAUCACCGCGCUCGUCAACAGGGAAAAGGUUCAGGAAUCCAACACAAAUGUACUCCUUAACAAACACAAGUCCAGCCGCAGAGAGGGCAGGAUGGGAGCCAACGGGCAUGAGCACACACACUCAGCCACUGCAUCUUCUGCAUCAUUAGCAUGA
Molecule: messenger RNA, 1425 nt
Organism: Mesoplodon densirostris (Blainville's beaked whale)
Lineage: Eukaryota; Metazoa; Chordata; Mammalia; Artiodactyla; Ziphiidae
Gene: CATSPER4
Product: cation channel sperm associated 4
Exons: 11
Coding region: 1-1425 (474 amino acids)
Biological process (GO): sperm capacitation; transmembrane transport; sodium ion transport
Cellular component (GO): sperm principal piece; acrosomal vesicle; membrane
Molecular function (GO): voltage-gated calcium channel activity; calcium-activated cation channel activity
Source: RefSeq, a predicted model, not a curated record